GUAGAAACAACAUGGCUUCUUCAAAACUGUCUAUUUUCUAUUUCUAACUUUCAGAGGUAACAUUUAACACACAGAGCUUCGCGACAGAUAUAACAAAGAAUCAUGUCUCACAGUUAUUAUAAUAAACAAUGGGGAGAAGCGCAGGCUGCAUUGGUGGAUAUUUUACAACAGGAACUUCCACCCGAACCUGCCAAACCAGAAAGAGAUCGUUUAGCUGCUUUUCAACUUUUGGCAACUAUGUACAUAAAAUAUAUACAGAUAUUUCGUAAAAUGGAACAAUCAUAUGAUCAAGUUGUACAUCCCCAGAAGAGACGAGUUUUACGUUAUGUAUUAGAUGGGUUGAUGGGAAGAAUCUUAGAAUUAAAACAUGAAAUGGUGAACCUAGAAUAUUCUGAAUAUCAUUAUUUUGAUGAUGUUUUAUCAGAUUUAAAACUAACACCUAAUGAUGUAGAAAUACCCAUUCCUAAAUAUUUCAUUAAUGAACGAACAAAGUCUUUGAAAGAAAGAGAAAAGUUGUUAGGUCAAAUCCUGGCUAAAAUAGGACCUCAGGAUCAGGAUAAGGAAACUGAGGAACUAAGAAUGCCAUUAGAGGAAGCUAUGAGACUUAUUCAGGUACACGAGCGAGCUCGUCAAGGAAGAUUAAGAGCUAAAUUUAUGAGAGAAAUUCGUCAGCAAGAAGAAAGAGAAAGAAAUGCCUCUAAACAAGGACAAUCAACAUUAGACCCAGAAGUUGCUGUACUUCGUAUUCAAAAGAUCUGGAAAGGAUUUGCGCAAAGGAGAAGAACAAAAAGAGAAAGAGAUGAAGAAAUGAUGUUCAUUGGAAUGGCUCCACCUCCUUUGCCAGCAUCUACUAAGAAUUUGCCGCAAUCCCUAGCUUUCAAGACAGAAGAACAGAGGCGGAAAGUACAAGAUCAACAUGAACAAGAAUUUCAACAAUCAUUAGUUACAAUCAAAGAUAAAAUUCGAGAUACAGAGGGACAGGAUAUGAAAGAAACUAUGAUGGACCAAAUCAGACAGUGGUUCAUUGAAUGUCGAGAUGCAACUGGUAAAUUUCCUGAUUAUCCAGAUGAAGAUGAUGGAGGUUCGGCUGCUAUUUUCCGUCAAAAAGAUCCAGCUGAACUGGAACGAGAAAUGAAGGAAAAGGAUGAUGAUAAAGGUAAAGGAAAGAAAGACAAGAAGAAAGAUAAAAAGGACAAAAAGAAAGAUAAAAAAGGAAAAAAAGGGAAAAAAGGAAAGGGUGAUGAUGAGGAAGAAGAAGAGGGAUGGAAGAUGGCAGCAUCUAAUUUUGUUGGAGCUGUAAAUGAAGGAUCAGAUUCAUAUAAAGCUGUGUGGCAAACCAGAGAUGAGUCUGAAAACUUUUCUCAAAAACAUGAUUCUGAGUUGAUAAAAGAAGACAAACGCAAAGAAGUAGAAGAAGAAAUAAGAACGCAAGUUGAUGAAUUAAUGAGAACUGAACUUAAAAACCUGAAAUCGGCAGUAGAUAGAGACAAGGGAAAGAAGAAAGGAAAAAAAUCUGGUAAAAAGAAAAAGAAAAAGAAGAAGAGUGGCAAAAAGGGAAAGAAGAAGAAGGAAAAAGAUUUAACACCAGAUAGAACCAUAGAAGAUUUAUAUGAAGAAUUAGUAACCCAGGGUAUAAUAGUUCGUUCACCAGUUACUACUUUACAAGAUUAUACUGGAGAAUAUAGUUAUUUAGGUACCACAUUAAGACAAGCUAAUAUAGAACCUAUGCCCUCACUUAGUGAUGUCAGAAGACUUGUCACAGAAUUUGGCAUUCUACACUUAGGUUCAUCUGCUGUACAUGAGAAAGCUCCUUUAACUAAAUCUAUUGUAUUAGCUGGACCUAGAGGUACUGGUAAAAAGAUGUUAGUACAUUCUAUCUGUACAGAAACUGGUGCCAAUCUCUUUGAUUUAAGUGCUACAAAUAUAGCUGGUAAAUAUCCUGGUAAAGAUGGUCUUAAGAUGUUGAUGCACCUUGUAUUUAAGGUGGGUCGAGCUCUUCAACCAUCAGUGAUUUUUGUGGGUGAUUGUGAAAGAAUGUUUAAAAAGAAAGUACCAAAAACUGAUCCAACAGAUCCUAAAAGAUUAAAGAAAGAAUUACCUAAAGCUCUAAAGAAUAUUAAAGGAGAAGAUCGUCUGCUAUUGGUCGGUACAUCCAGAUGUCCAUUUGAUGCUGAAAUGAAACCGUUUGUUGGUUGUUAUCAGAGAAUUAUUCUAAUACCCAGACCAGAUUAUGCCUCUAGACAUUUACUAUGGCGCCAUUUGAUCACUAAAUUUGGUGGAACUCUUUCUAACCUGAUUGACAUCAGCUCUUUAUCAAAAGUUACCGAUGGUUAUACUCCUGGUCACAUGGUUACAGCUAUUCAACAAGUGUUGACAGAACGUCGAAUACAGCAGCUAUCUAAGAAACCUCUUCAAUCAGUUGAAUUUAUAGCACCACUUGCUAGAAUAGAUCCAAUUUAUAAAGAAGAAGAAGAAUCAUUUAAGGGUUGGUACAGUAAAACACCACUAGGUAAAAAACGAGCCAAGGCAGCACAAGCUGAUGAGGAUGAUGGUGGUGGUGGUAAAGGUGGCAAAGGAAAGAAAGGAAAAAAAGGAAAGAAGGGCAAAAAAGGAAAAAAGAAGAAAUAAUAUUUGGUUGAUCAAUAAAAGUUAUUUGAAAUUUUACAUAAUAUCAGUAAUAAAAUAGAAACGGUUUACUUUACACUUUGGAUACAUUACACACAGCUGUGUUCACACAUGGGAUACAUUACACAUAGCUAUGUUCACAUAUUGGAUAAAUUACAUAUAGCUGUGUUCACAUUCACACAUUGGAUACAUUACACAGUCAUGUUCAUACAUAGGAUACAUUACAUAAUUACUAUCUAAUAAAUAAAAUGUGAGUAUAAUACAAUAUAUGAUUUAAAUAUUUGUUGAGUAUUAUUUAUGUAGCUGUGAUAUUUUUUUAUUUUGUAUAUAGAUAAUAUAUUUUAUUAUAAUAAGAGUGUAUAUUUAUAUUAGAUUUAAAUAAAUCACAUUCCAUAACAGUACCAUAGUUUUUCUAUUGUAUCAUGAUAACAGUGAGAAUUCAGUUCUAAAAAUACUUUGUACUAGAAGAAAUGAUAUUUGUACAUACAUCUCUAAGAUUCUAUUCUCUCUGUGUGUUGGACUUGGAGAAGUUAUAACUAAAGGCACUGCGGGCUAAGGGGCAGGGGGCAAUAUCAAAUAUAGCAAAUUUUACCAAAUGCAAUAUAAUCAUUAUUUACUCAAAAUAAUCAUUGACUCACUGUAAUACAUGUAGAAUUUGUGUAUGAAUUGUUAUUUCUAUAAAUUAUAACAUGAAGGCAAAUUCUCAAGUGAUAGGCAGUGGUGACAAAAACUGGUGUUUUCACUGUAUGAUUUGAAAAAAGAAUCAAAAGUAUAGUCAAUUUCUUUUAAGUAAUUUUAUAAAAUCCUUAAUCAAUCCAAAUAAUUUGUCUAUAAUAUAUUGUAUAACUGGUAAAUUAUUCAGCAUGACUUGCAUUAUAUUAAGUAACCAUAAAAUGAUGAGAUACUUGAAGGUCAUUGUUUGGUUUGUCACUUGUUAACUUGUAAGGCUAUUGUCUUUUAAUCUAACUGAUUAAAUUGAUUAACUGCAAAUUGACACUUUUGAUUACAAUAUACAUCUUUUUAAAAAUACACUUUUUAGGUUACGUGUCUAAAAAAGGGUCCUACAUAAAAAGUAUUAAAAGAAAAAGGUUAAUGCCUUCUUAUUAUAAUUUGUUAAAUCUGAUUUGUGUCAGACACACUUAAUUUACUUCUUUGAUGAUAUACAAUUUGAGGCUUGUCAUAUUGGAAAUAGUUAUAGAAAGAGUGAGAGAGAAAUGGGGAUAACAUCAACUCGAUAAAACUAGGCCAUUUCAAACCUAACAUAAGGUUCAAUUUUAUUUCAAUGAUUUGUUUGCACUUAUGGGUCUUUAGUAGUGGGAGCGAACCGGAGGACCUGGAGAAAACCCACGAGGUUGGACAGGUGACCCUACUCCUUGUCAUGUACAACCAGGAAAUCGAAACCACGCCAGUUGACUCAAUGACAGACCUUAUGAUAUCACGCGCACGUGCUAACCAUUCAGCCAUCCAACAUCCCAGGAAAUAUUUAUAUGUACCAUAAAAUGUAAUUAAAAAGUAAUUGAACAUUACAUGAUUUUUGGUAUGUAUUAAUUACAUUUCCAUUAUUCAUUGUCCCCCGCCUUUCGAAGAAAGCAGGGGACUAUUAAAAUGGGUUCGUCCGUCUGUCCGUCUGUCUGUCUGUCCGUCACACUUUUUGGGACACAAUAACUCUCUUCCUAAUUGAGCUAGAAUGUUCAAACUUGGUGUAUGUGUUUAUUAGGUCAAUGCCUUGAUGGAGUUCGAAGAUGAGCAUUUUCCGCUUAGGGUAAGCAGAGAUAAGCAAUUUGAUUGGUUGAUGCUUUGGGACACGAUAACUCUCUUCCUAAUUGGGCUAGAAUGUUCAAACUUGGUGUAUGUGUUGAUUAGGUCAAUGCCUUGAUGGAGUUCGAAGAUGAGCAUUUUCCGCUUAGGGUAAGCAGAGAUAAGCAAUUUGAUUGGUUGAUGCUUUGGGACACGAUAACUUUUAAUUGAGCUAGAAUGUUCAAACUUGGUGUAUGUGUUUAUUAGGUCAAUGCCUUGAUGGAGUUCGAAGAUGAGCAUUUUCCGCUUAGGGUAAGCAGAGAUAAGCAAUUUGAUUGGUUGAUACUUUGGGGCACGAUAACUCUCUUCCUAAUUGAGCUAGAAUGUUCAAACUUGGUGUAUGUGUUGAUUAGGUCAAUGCCUUGAUGGAGUUCGAAGAUGAGCAUUUUCCGCUUAGGGUAAGCAGAGAUAAGCAAUUUGAUUGGUUGAUGCUUUGGGACACGAUAACUUUAGUUCUAAUUAAGUGAGAUUGAUGAAACUUGGUGUAUAGAUUUAUUAUAUGAAUACCUUAACUAAGUUCGAUAAUGAACAUUUUUUGCUGAGGGUAAGCAGAGUGAUAAGCAAUUUGAUUGGUAGAAACUUUGGAACACAAUAACUUUCCUUCUAAUUGAGGUAGAAUGUUCAAACUUGGCAUAGGUGUCUAUUAGGUGAAUGUUUAAACUUGAUGUAUAUGUAGAUGUUCAUUAGGUGAAUGUCUUGACUGAGUUCAAUAAUUAACAUUUCGAGCUGAAGCUAAGCAGAGCUAAUCGAUUUCAUUUGUCAAUGGUUUGGGACAAGAUAAUCUUGAUUCUAUCUGAUAGAGAGUGAUGAAACUUAGUGAAAAAAAUAAAUGUGCGAUUAAUUAAUAUGUGUCAUCUAUUUAUUUUGCAAUUUCGGCGGGGGACAUCAGCCUCACUGUUGGCUUGUUACUUUUGAAAUCUUCCAUUACAUGGCCAUUACCUAAAAAUGUAAUGAAUACAUUCCAUUGCCAUUACCCCAGCCCUGCUAGUGAUGUUAUUUACUUUUCUCUUUAUUUUUCCUUUUUCACUAAAGACAGGAAUAAAUACAGUAUUUGUAUGUUUCAUCAAAAUAAAGUCAGGAAUAAAUAAAGUAUGUUUCAAUCAAAAUAAAAUCAGAAAUAAAUACAGUACUUGUAUGUUUCAAUCAAAAUAAAGUUGGGGAAUAAUUACAUAUGUUUCAAUCAAAAUAAAGUCCGGGGAAUAAAUACAGUAUUUGUAUGUUUCAAUCAAAAUAAAGUUGACGAAUAAAUACAAUCUUAAAUUAUAUGGUGCAACAUGAGGAAUUAAACAUCAAUGGUAACUUGGCAUAAAGAUUUUAAAAAAAUAUGGAAAAAGGGAGGGGUGUGAUCAGUUUCUGGCAAUUUGGAUGAAUUUUCCAUUAUUUUUUUGCAUCUAUUUUACAUUGUGCAAAACGUUUUCUUGAUUUUCUAGUGAAGUGAUAAGUAAAGAUAAAACCUUUUAUAACUAAAUCUAUACAUACCUCAACAACAGCUAAGAUCACUUCACUAGAAAAUCAAGACUUUUUUCAAACAUUUCUAUUCAAGAUAUAAGAAAUAUUGAUUCACAGGAAAAACACAAAUUUAAUUUUUACAUUUAUUCUUUAAUUAAUGUGCCUAGGCUUGUUUUAAUUAGCUUCAAAACAACAGUCUUCAUCAUUACUAAGUUAUUCAUUAUUUAUAUAAACUCAUUAUAACUUACUACUUUAUUAUUUAUAUAAAAACAAAUCUUAGCAAGUAGGUUUGAAUACAAGAAAAAUUGAAAACCAGACAUAGCAUGGAAUAAAUGAAUAUGAAAUAAGAUUUCUAUUUUAAUUGGACAAAACAUGUCCCAACAUGCCAGGAUAAGGGUUGAAGAUAGAGUUUGUGAGAUACAUGUGUCUGAACCAGGGGGUUUCGCGUUCGCUCCAAGGGGGGAAUCCCACAUCACCCACUCGCAGAUAUUGGAUAGUUGACUCUCUUUGAUGAGUUUAAUACAGUCAUAAAACUAGGCGUACGAGCUGCCCCCCCCCCCCAACUUACGGACAAUCUGACUUUUCGGGCAGACGGAUAAAGUGAGAGAAAAAAAACAAUUAUUCUAUCUAGUUGGCAAAAAUAAAGUGCCCGAAAUCUAAUAAAACACUAAUUUUACUUUUCUUUUAAUUGAAUACUACGAAUUUGUACUGAACUGACAUGGAUUAAAACAUUUUGUCUGGA
Molecule: messenger RNA, 6613 nt
Organism: Patella vulgata (common limpet)
Lineage: Eukaryota; Metazoa; Mollusca; Gastropoda; Patellidae
Product: dynein regulatory complex protein 11
Exons: 18
Coding region: 103-2628 (841 amino acids)
Molecular function (GO): ATP hydrolysis activity; ATP binding; protein binding
Source: RefSeq, a predicted model, not a curated record